Sitodiplosis mosellana (orange wheat blossom midge) is the source of this 1122-nucleotide messenger RNA. RefSeq lists its product as uncharacterized. The transcript has 2 exons. Lineage: Eukaryota; Metazoa; Arthropoda; Insecta; Diptera; Cecidomyiidae. The record is from RefSeq and is a predicted model, not a curated record. Bases 1 to 1122 code for a protein of 373 amino acids.
AUGGGCAUCAAUGUCGCACCAACCAUCGCGAAUUUUGUCACCAAUGAGAUCAUCGAACAAGUGCUUGACAACCUCGAUUGGACACCAAAAAUGCUAAUGAAAUAUGUCGAUGACAUUUUCAAAAUCGUUUUUACGGUCGAAAAAGAAACAAAUGGAACCCUCCCGUACCUUGAUUUGCUGAUUCAACGCGGCGACAACAACGACAUCAAAGUUGAUUGGUACCAGAAACCAACAGCCGCAAAUCGCAUUUUGAAUUUUCAAUCCCAACACCCUUUGAAACAAAAGGAAGCAGUUGCAUAUGGUUACUUCCGUCGAGUUUUAUCGAUUGUGGACGACGAAUUCAAGCAAAAAAACAUCGAAAAAAUCAUCAGCAUCCUACGUGAGAACGCAUAUCCAAUGCGUGUAAUCAAAGCACAACUCAACAAGUUCAUUCGGAAUCAGAACCGACCGCCGCAAACGCCAUCACAGCGAACAUCGGAACCAAUUCGACGAAAAAGAUUUUCGUAUUUCCCGGUGAUUUCUGAAGACAUUAAACAAGUGUUUAAAGGGAAGAACGAACACUUAGAGCUCGCAUUCAAACCGAUGAAUCAAUUGGGCGAGACGGUGUUCACAAAACUCAAACAAAAAAUUGAAACACCCGACCAAAUAAACGCUGUCUACAAAAUCCCCUGCGGUGGAAAAGAGAAUGAACCGUGCUCAAAGAGCUACGUCGGACAAACAAAAAAUCGCGUUCGAGUCCGUAUGUAUGCAUACAAAACGAGCACCAAGCACGUAACACCCAAUUACGUUAAACCCGUUGCGCCCGAUGAGAAAAGUGAUGACAACAAAACAGCACUACCGAUCCAUGCGGAAAAUACCGGCCACCAACUGGAUUUUGUGAAUGUUUCAAUUCUUGAUACUGAGCAAUUUUUAUCAAGGCGACUAGUUAACGAAAGUCUUCAUAUUUAUUGCAACGAUUCAAUGAAUUUACGAAGAGAUGUUCAAGGCAUCUCAAAAACAUACGCAUCGGUACUUCAAAGUGUUAAAGCCCGAAACAAACAAUCUCAACGGCGAAAUGUCAAAAGUAAUGCGGCGAAUCCAAUGACAGUCACACAACCGAUAGACGAAGAAGAAGGAGAAUGA